Messenger RNA from Odontomachus brunneus, 752 nucleotides. RefSeq names its product DNA-directed RNA polymerases I, II, and III subunit RPABC5 (gene Rpb10). The coding region runs from base 228 to 431 and encodes 67 amino acids. The record is from RefSeq and is a predicted model, not a curated record. The transcript is spliced from 2 exons. Gene Ontology annotation, biological process: tRNA transcription by RNA polymerase III; transcription by RNA polymerase II; transcription by RNA polymerase I. NCBI's taxonomy places the organism in Eukaryota, Metazoa, Arthropoda, Insecta, Hymenoptera, Formicidae. Gene Ontology annotation, molecular function: DNA-directed RNA polymerase activity; zinc ion binding; DNA binding. Gene Ontology annotation, cellular component: RNA polymerase I complex; RNA polymerase III complex; RNA polymerase II, core complex.
AGUGCAUGAAAAAAAAAAGAGGAAGUUUGCAAGAUUUAAAGAGUGCAGCACUAAAGAACAUAUUAUAAUCUUGAUAGAUGUCACUGUUAAAAAUUCUACCUUGGUAGAAAGGGCUAUUUGAGAAAGUCUGCAAGCCAAGUAAAAUAUAGUGAAGAAGACAUAUACUGAACUGAACAACUCUGACACACGGUGUAUUGUGUUCCAGACCUGAAAGUUAAAAUAUCACAAUGAUCAUUCCUGUGCGGUGUUUCACUUGUGGGAAGGUAAUUGGUAACAAAUGGGAAGCGUAUCUAGGACUCCUUCAAGCUGAAUACACUGAAGGAGAUGCUUUGGAUGCACUUGGCCUGAAAAGGUACUGCUGUCGCAGGAUGUUGCUUGGACAUGUGGAUUUGAUUGAAAAAUUGCUUAACUACGCUCCUCUGGAAAAAUAAUUCUUAAGCUUUUCUUGGAGAAAUAAUUCAUGAGCAUCUUAAGUAUUCAUUGAAAUUUAUGGAUUCAUCCAUAAAUAUACUCAAUUAUGGUCCUCUAGAAAAAUAAUUCUUAAAAGCAUCUCUUGGAGAAAUAAUUCUUAAGCAUCUAUUGAAAUUUAUGGAUUCAUUCUUUAACCAAUUGCCAGACACAAUAUUGCAAAUUGGAAUUUUGUAAUAACAUGUUAUAGAAUUUGUUUCGUUCCUGUAAUAAUUAUGUAUUAAUAAUAAUAUAUCAUUAUACUAGUCUUCUUUGUAAUAAAAAAUAAAAAAGUUACUUGUGUA